Molecule: messenger RNA, 486 nt
Organism: Westerdykella ornata
Lineage: Eukaryota; Fungi; Ascomycota; Dothideomycetes; Pleosporales; Sporormiaceae
Exons: 1
Source: RefSeq, a predicted model, not a curated record
GUGCCCGGUGUUGACAACGUAAGUGCAUUCCUGGAUCAUUCGGCCCAUGCGGAUACUAACUGGUCGUGCAGUACUAUGACAAGCUAUAGAGAACAGGUAUCAAAAGUUUUAGAUUCCUUUUUCUCUCGAUCAUUGCCAAUCUGCAUACUUCGCGCGCUCAUCGGCGGUCGCUCGAUACCAGAAACAGGUCGUCCUUGCGUAUUCAGAGCGUGGACAUUAUGACCCGCCAGUUUUCAGGGUCGAACCUUUCAGGUCCAGCUCAAGAGACUGGCAAUGAUCCAUUGGCUUUUAGCUUGUUCUUGUGUGAUGUGGACAAAGGAAGAUUCAAUGUUAUGCCCGUCGUAUCAAACCUCGUAUUUCCACUUGUGAUGUUCCUUUGCUGGGUGUUGCUGCAUUCCCAGACACAGCACGGCGUGGCUGGAUUUGUUGCCAUUCUCCCCUUUCGGCCAGAGGGGUAUGCUUUGUGCGCCUCCCUCUCUGUCAAUC